This is a messenger RNA of Trichechus manatus latirostris (Florida manatee), 927 nucleotides long. Its product is annotated as olfactory receptor 4F15-like. The record is from RefSeq and is a predicted model, not a curated record. Gene Ontology annotation, cellular component: plasma membrane. Gene Ontology annotation, molecular function: G protein-coupled receptor activity; olfactory receptor activity. Gene Ontology annotation, biological process: G protein-coupled receptor signaling pathway. NCBI's taxonomy places the organism in Eukaryota, Metazoa, Chordata, Mammalia, Sirenia, Trichechidae.
AACCACAGAUUAGUGUCUGAGUUUGUACUCCUGGGACUCUCCAAUUCCUGGGAGAUCCAGCUCCUUCUUUUUUGCUUUUCUUCUCUUCUCUAUGUGUCCAGUAUGAUGGGAAACCUCCUCAUAGUGUUCAUUGUGACUGCUGACUCUUACUUACCCUCCCCCAUGUAUUUUCUGCUGGCUAACCUUUUUAUCAUUGACCUGAUAUUUUGCUCAAUUGCAGCACCCAAGAUGAUCUGUGAUCUUUUUCGGGAGAGGAAAGUCAUCUCCUUUGGAGAUUGUAUAGCUCAGAUCUUCUUUAGCCAUACUGUUGGGGGCACUGAGAUGGUGCUGCUCAUAGCCAUGGCCUUUGACAGAUAUAUGGUCAUAUGUAAGCCUCUCCAUUACCUCACCAUCAUGAGCCCACGGAUGUGCAUUUUGAUUUUAGUGCUUUCCUGGACCAUUGGCCUCAUUCGCUCAUUGAUCCAGUUGUCUUUUGUUGUAAACUUGCCCUUUAGUGGUCCUAAUAUAUUAGACAGUUUUUACUGUGACAUACCUCAGCUCAUCAAACUUGCUUGCACAGAUACCUAUAAACUGGAAUUCAUGGUCACUCUUAAUAGCGGGUUCAUUUCCUUGGGUGCUUUUUUCUUGCUUAUCCUCUCUUACAUCCUCAUCCUAACUACUCUUCAGAAGCACUCCUCAGGUGGUUCAUCUAAGGCUCUUUCCACUUUGUCAGCUCAUAUUACUGUGGUGGUUUUAUUCUUUGGCCCACUGAUUUUUUUCUACAUGUGGCCCUCUCCUUCAACACAUAUGGAUAAAUUUCUAGCCAUAUUUGAUGCAGUUUUGACUCCUUUUCUGAAUCCAGUCAUCUAUACAUUCAGGAACAGAGAGAUGAAAACAGCAAUGAGGAGAAUGUUUGGUCAGUUUAUGGGUUGUAGAAAAAUCAUUUAA